Nematostella vectensis (starlet sea anemone) is the source of this 4537-nucleotide messenger RNA. RefSeq names its product F-BAR domain only protein 2. Gene Ontology annotation, biological process: clathrin coat assembly; clathrin-dependent endocytosis. Bases 133 to 3198 code for a protein of 1021 amino acids. The record is from RefSeq and is a predicted model, not a curated record. The transcript is spliced from 26 exons. NCBI's taxonomy places the organism in Eukaryota, Metazoa, Cnidaria, Anthozoa, Actiniaria, Edwardsiidae. Gene Ontology annotation, cellular component: plasma membrane; clathrin-coated pit; clathrin-coated vesicle.
CAAGAGCCUGGGGCUAGUUUCCAAUUUCCGUUCUACCAGCCCUCUGCCAUGAAUAUACUGAAGCAGUAAUGGCCUACCUUCUAAAACACAUAUUCCUGCUAAACGACCCCUAGGAACCGUAUAUCUAGCGCCAUGAUUGUGUUUGAAGACCGGUUUUGGGGCGAGAAAAAUGCGGGAUUCGAUGUGCUUUACCAUAACAUGAAAUAUGGGAAUAACGCGAGUACAAAACUAGUAGAGUUUAUUCGCGAGAGAUCCGCUAUCGAAGAGAACUAUUGUAAAUCAUUGGUUAAGCUGGCGAAAUCAGCAUGCUCCGCCUCUCAACUUGGGACAUUUGAGCCAUUAUGGGGCGUUUUGAGGGUUGCAACCGAGAAACUGUCGAAUGCACAUCAUCAGGUAGUUGUCAGGUUACAAGAGCUUGUGAAAGAAAUCAAGGAAUAUGGGGAUAAACAAAAGGAGAGACAUAAAGCGGCUAAAGAUGAGUUCACAACCACUGCAGAGAUUGUUCAGACGAUACAGACAAUGACUGCAGCCUUGACAAAGGCAAAAGAAACAUAUUAUGCAAGAUGCCAGGAAUUUGAAAGGAACAAGCGUGAUGGAACAAGUACCAAAGAGUUAGAGAAGGCUGAAGCAAAAAUGAAAAAAGCAGCUGAAGAAUACAAGGCACUGGUUGAGAAGAGGGAAAUCAUCAGAAAUGACUUUCAUGACAAGAUGGUGGACACUUGUCGAAAAUUUCAACAGAUUGAGGAGGAGCACUUACAGAUUAUAAGUCGUCACCUGGAGACAUACAUCGGCUCACACAUGGCUGGCUGGGAGAUUAUGGAGAAAGUUCAUACAGAAUUUCGGGAGCAAGUCGCAGCCUUGGCUGUGGAAAAACUGCUUGAUCAGUUUGUGCGCAGUAAAGGGACAGGAAUGAACAUUCCAGAAGUUAUUACAUUUGAAGAAUAUGUGGCUCAACCGGAGAGUGCAGUCACCGAAAACAGCUCUCCAAGCAUAAAUAAUAAGUUGCCAUCAGUUCAUAGCUUCCCAUUGCCACACAAGAAAAAGAAGAAAGAUAAGAAAAAGAAAAGAAGCAAGAAGAGUAAGGACAAAGGACAGAACCAGAGCCAGGACCAAGAACCCCAUGAAAAUGGACCAAUUGAAUCUCCAACAAGUGAAGGAAGUGAGGCAGCUGCUGCUGGCUUUGAGGUUGAUGAAGAGGGAUAUCGCAUCAGACCCCCAGACACAGAAAGCGCAAAGUCUGGAGGAAACUCUUCAGAUUCUGACUCAGACUCUGAUUCAGACGAUGAGCCAAGAAGAAUCCAAGUCACCAUCAAGCCUGUGGAUGAUAUCAUGUCCUCGACUGCUUCUGUGGAUGAGAUAAAGAAAAUCACAGGAUCACUAAGUUUGUCCUCCCCAGCAUCCAUGAGGAAAAAUUUAAGUUCUUCUUCAGGGUUGAAUGUGAGUGAACCAUUCAGAUCAAGAGCAAGAACAUCUGGUGAUAUUACUGCUAAGGUCUCCUCCACCAAACUAUCAAGAUCAAGCGAUGAUCUGUUGGAUAUUGACUUUGGACAUAACUCCCCUUCCCUUGCCAGCCCAAGUAGUGAAUCAAGCCUGUCAUCCACUAACUUUAAGUCUCCUCUCAGCAUGCAGUCCACUGCUAAUAGUGACGCUAGCACCAAGGGGAUGGCAGGAGAUUUCAAUGCUUUCAAUGAUGGCAGCCCAACACAUGCAGGGUUUGCGACAUUUACAAUAGGAGAUACAUCAACACCUAAUAGUAAUGGUGUGGAUACUCCGCCAGUGUUACCGAAGAAGACAAGUGUGACAAGUCUCUCAAGCAUCAAGAGUGAUGAGUCUGUGGCCCCACCCCCGUUGCCGGCCAAAAGGGGCGGAGCUGGCUCAUUACCAGAGCUGCCUGCCAAUCUAGGUUUGGUGAAGCGUAACAGCACAGGUGAAGACGCUUCCAAGACAAUGCCAUUCCUGAUGAUGCCACCUCCUGGUGGAGAGGGUGGGAGGACUGCCUCUAUGGGAGGGGCUGUGGCAAGACCACGCCCUCGUGGGGACCAGAAAAAGCCAGUAGGCUUCACCUUGCCACAAACUUCCUCAAGUCAGAACUCCAUGUCAUACUCACAAGAGCUUUUCUCGUCAAUGGUGGGCUUUGCAUCUCAAGACAACACAAAUGAUUCAGACGAAACACCCAAAAGCCCAAAUACUCCAUCCAAAGUCAGUUAUGUGGGGUCUAUGCCUCUGCUGGAUGCUUCUUCCCCUAAGACCGAGGUCAAGACUAUGUCCAAGGCAUCCACAACAACGUCACUCAACUCAGAAGAGUCAAGCAGUAGGUCUGAGGAGGCUGCUGGCUUGCACAGGUCAAAGACUGUUGGUGCCAUGCCAAGUAUAAAGACAUCUGGGAGGAGAGAAGAAGGCUUCCCUAUCGCGGUUGCUUUUAUAGAAUCCGUAAAUGCAUUCUUUAGAAGCAACGACCAGAAAGGGUGCAUGGUGAAGGUGACUGGAGACAUCACAGUGUCGUUCCCUGCAAGCUUGGUCACACGCUUAUGCAAUAGAGAAUCCUCCCCACUGCUUACAUUCCAGAUCAAGGGCACAUCAUCAUUAGAACAAAUCCUUCCAAACAAAUCACUUAUAUUAAGUGAGGGCCAGUUGAGUGGUGGAGAUAUCGUCAGUUAUAAAUUCAUCAUGCCGUCACUUAUUGAGCACCUUCGAAAGCAGCUAGAGGCUACUUCAUCUGCAUAUUAUAACAUAGAUAUAAUGAAAUAUGAGGUACAUACAUCAGGUAUACAAUCGACACCACUUCAGCUUUGCAGUUACUGGAAAUGUGAACAACCUACCACCAACAUACGGAUUGACUACAGGUACAACUCGUCAUGCAUGUCGGCACCCUGUCCUCUUAGCAACGUGUCCAUCAUUGCUCCAGUGAAUGGUGGAGUCACUAUCAUGCAGUCAAAACCAUCUGCUACUUGGUCUGCAGAGAAUGAAAGAGCUGUUUGGGUUAUACCAGAAAUUUCAAGUAGCCAAGAGCCAGAUGGCUCCAUGAGGGCCAAGUUUGAUUUGUCUGGGGGGCCAAGUACGCCAUCAAGGAUUGCUGUGCAGUUUACAUGUAAUGGUGCAACAAUCUCAAAACUGAAUUUUGAACUAAAAAGUGAAGAUUACCGACUCUCUCUGGUCAAGAAAAAAUUUUCAUCAGGGAGGUACAUUGCAGAGAGCUAGCCUCUCGUGUGGACACCAUGUUUCUACCCUAAAAAUAGAUAAUUUUGCAAUGACAUUUAUAUAGAGCCUCUAUAAUUACUUGCCCCGAAUGGCAAGGGUAAAAAUUAAUGAAGGAUCGGUAAACAUUAAAACAAUCAAAAAUAAGCCUCAUUAAAUUAUCACUUUAAUCAUCCAUUGCAGUUCAAAGUGCAUUGGAACAAUCACAAAAUAGUUUUUCAUCUAUCUAACUGAAGUCAUGUGUUUUUUUCCCAAGGUCCCUAAGUUUUUACAGCCUUAAAAAUAUUAUUCUAGACUGCCAAUUUGUACCUACUUUACAAAUUGAGGUCCUUGUUUAUUAGAUAGAUGUGGUUAGCACCCGGGGGGGACUCCAAUAUUAUAAUGACGGGGAUGCUUGUAGGGAAUUUCAUUUUUACCCUUAAAGGUACCAAAAAGGGCGUGGCUCAAGCCACUUUUUACCCCUAAAAGGUACCAACGAACAACAUACCAAAGUACAUUUGUAGUUGAAAAGCAUUUACAUCCAUUUCAUUAACCUUUUUUUAUACCGAAGUAGCAGCUUGUUCUGAACCCUUAAAGGUACCGUGUCAAAAAAGAAUGCAAGCGCUUGAACUCCAACCCCCUAAAAGGCACCAAACCCAAGAUUUUUACCCCUUAAAGGUACUACGAGCAUCCCUGUCAUCUUGGUAUAGGGAGUCCCCCCGGGGGUAUCCUAGUUUAUUCAAACAGCAACCUUUUAUAUUUCAAACAGCAAUCAUAUAUUUUUUUUUCAUGUGAUGGCUAUGUGAGGGGUUUAUUAAAUAUUCACAAAUGUUUGCUUCCUAGCUUGGACAGAUUCUUCUAAAACCUUUUUUUAAGUAGAGGGGUGAUAUUUUUUCUGUUGAAGUUGUUCAAACGUUGGAGAGUUCAAGCAAGCAGCUCAAAACCUUGUUAUUUUAUAGAAAAUGUAUGAGUUGAUGGUUGUGCAAUGUUGGUUUUGCUUUGAUAAAGCAGAGCUGAAAUAAUCCAUAAUCUUUAUUUGGCAAUAAGAGGGACCUUGGAAAAUUAUAAUGAAAGAGCAUUGCUUUAAAUUGGUGAGUUGAUGAGUUAACAUGCAUACCAACACAACAAUACACUUCUAGCCUUCAGGCAAUAAGAAAAAGUGUAAAUUGGUUAUUCUUGUAGCUCUAAGAUUUUGUCUUACUUGGAGGUGUGGUAUGGUCAAUUGUAGCUUUUUACCUUCAAAAUUUUAUUUUAUGCAAACAGUUGAAUAUUAUAGCAACUGUGUCAUGUGAAUUCUGCAAACAAAUAGAUCUUUGUAGAAAAAGAUGUAAAUGAAAAUAAAGUUUUGCAUUACUUGAAAAAA